UUAUCAAUCAAACAAACAAAACGCCAUAUACAAAAGUUUCGUAGUGAAAUUUAAGAAUCAUUGAAUUGUUAUGGCAACCUUCACCCUUCACAAAGAAACCGUUCAAUCAUGGUUACCUCUACAUAGAACUCACAUAGUCUUCCACUUCAUAUGCAUUUUGUUUCUCUUUUACUACCGUAUCAAAAAUUUAUUUAUUUCAUAUCCAUGGCUUCUAAUGACAUUAGCUGAGAUUAUUCUAUCAUUUAUGUGGGUUUUCAACCAAGCGUUCCGUUGGCGGCCGGUGACUCGUUCAGUGAUGACCGAGAAAUUACCGGCUGAAGAGAAGUUACCGGGACUCGACAUAUUUGUGUGUACGAUUGAUCCUGAAAAAGAACCAACGGUAGAAGUUAUGAACACUGUUGUUUCUGCUAUUGCUAUGGAUUACCCUCCUGAUAAACUUUCUAUUUAUCUUUCUGAUGAUGGAGGUUCUACCAUUACUCUAUUUGGGAUUAAAGAGGCUUUUCAAUUUGCUAAAGUUUGGGUUCCUUUUUGUAAGAAAUAUGGUGUUAAGUCAAGGUGUCCUAAGAUUUUUUUCUCACCUUUGGGUGAGGAUGAACAACUUCCAACACAUGAAUUUGAAGCAGAGAGGGACCAGAUUAAGAGCAAAUACGAGAAAAUGGAGAAAUAUAUUGAAAAAUUGGAAAGCGACCCCAAAAAUCUUCGUGUGGUGAAUGAUAGGCCUUCUCUCAUUGAGAUUAUUAAUGACGAAAAGGAAAUGCCACUGGUUGUUUAUGUGUCUCGUGAAAGAAGACCAGAUGUUCCUCAUAGAUACAAAGGAGGAGCACUUAAUACAUUGCUAAGGGUUUCAGGGCUAAUCAGCAAUGGCCCUUAUGUACUUGUCUUAGAUUGUGAUAUGAAUUGUAAUGAUUCAUCAUCAGCCAAACAAUCCAUGUGCUUUUUUCUUGAUCCUGAAACCUCCAAAGAUCUUGCUUUUGUCCAAUUCCCUCAAAUGUUUCACAACCUCAGCAAGAAAGAUAUAUAUGAUAGUCAGGCUAGGAAUGCUUUUACGACAAGGUGGAAAGGAAUGGAUGGAUUAAGAGGUCCAGGUCUCACUGGCAGUGGAAAUUAUUUAAGUAGAAGUGCAUUACUCUUUGGAAGUCCAAAACAAAAAGGGGACUAUCUACUUGAUGCUCAAACCAACUAUGGCAAGUCUACUAUGUAUGUAGAGUCACUGAAAGCAAUAUUUGGUCAGCAAACUACUAAUCAAAAUGCUUCAAGAGAUGUAAGUUUACAAGAAGCGAGUGUAGCGGCUUCUUGUACCUAUGAAAGUAACACAAAUUGGGGUACUGAGGUGGGAUUCUCAUAUGCUAUAAAACUUGAGAGUACAGUUACUGGUUAUCUCCUUCACUGUAGAGGAUGGAGAUCAACCUAUCUCUAUCCAAAAAGACCAUGUUUCUUAGGAUGUGCCCCAACUGACAUGAAAGAGGGAUACCUUCAGUUGGUAAAGUGGACAUCUGAACUUUGCUUGCUUGGAAUCUCUAAGUAUAGCCCAUUCACUUAUGGGAUUUCAAGAUUGCCCAUUAUUCAUUGUCUAACCUUUUGCUACUUCACAACCACAACUCAAUAUACUAUUGCUUACACACUUUAUGGAAUCAUUCCUCAGAUUUGCUUCUUGAAAGGAAUUUCUGUAUUUCCAAAGGUUACAGAACCUUGGUUUAUAGUGUUUACAUUAUUAUAUGUAUCCACUCAAAUUCAACAUUAUAUUGAGGUAAUUUCAAGUGGUGGCUCCUCUAGAAUUUGGUGGGAUGAACAAAGAAGUUGGAUUGUAAAAUCAAUUGGAUGUUUUUUUGCAAUUAUAGAAGCAACAAAAAAAUGGUUUGGGUUGAAUAAGGGAAAAUUCACUUUAUCAAACAAAGCAGUUGACAAAGAUAAGGUAAAGCAAUAUGAGCAAGGUAAAUUUAAUUUUGAAGGUGCAACGUUGUUGAUGGCACCAUUGAUUGUGUUGCUCAUAAUAAACAUUGUUUGCUUCUUUGGUGGUUUAUGGAGACUACUCAAUAAGAAGGAUUUUGAUGAAAUGUUUGGUCAACUUUUUCUCAUUAGCUAUCUAAUAGCUUUAAGUUAUCCUAUUAUUGAGGGGAUUAUAAGUAUGAAACGCAAGGUUGGGUAGCAAAUAUCUUAACCAUGAAAAGCAUAUGAGUAUGUCAUAGUAUUUUGUAUCUUCUAAUUUUGUAAUCUUAAGCUUAGAUGAUUUUGAGAGAACAAUCUUAUGUUUGGCUGAAUUUCAUUUUUCUAAUGUAUUACAUCUUUUGUCAUAA
Messenger RNA from Medicago truncatula (barrel medic), 2294 nucleotides. Its product is annotated as cellulose synthase-like protein G1. The record is from RefSeq and is a predicted model, not a curated record. Gene Ontology annotation, molecular function: cellulose synthase (UDP-forming) activity. Gene Ontology annotation, biological process: cellulose biosynthetic process. Gene Ontology annotation, cellular component: membrane. NCBI's taxonomy places the organism in Eukaryota, Viridiplantae, Streptophyta, Magnoliopsida, Fabales, Fabaceae. The transcript is spliced from 8 exons. The coding region runs from base 71 to 2146 and encodes 691 amino acids.